AUGUCCCCUUUCUCGGAUAUGAAUGAAACUAAAAAUUUUUUGUCUCCUGAUAUAUUAGAAGUUAUGUUACCCUAUUUGUCUCCAGAUGAUAUAAAAAAUUUAUCACUUACAAAUAAAUAUUAUAGUAAAUUAUUAGAUUACAAAGACUCUGAUACUUUAUGGCAUGCACUAUUUCAUAAAUCUUAUGGAUCAUUAUUGACUAACGAUGAACCCUUUAAAAAUAAAGAUAAUGAGACUUAUUUAACUUGUGAAGAACGAAUUAUAGUGAAUCAACAUCAAAAUAAACCUUGGCACAGUUUAUAUGAUAAAAGAUCAAAAUGUACUUCAUUAUAUACAUGGGGUUGUCUGAAACAUGCAAGGUUAGGUUAUACAGCUACCUCCAAUGAGGAAAACUUAUCGGAAGAACUUUUAAAUGGUAGUAUUUCCAGGUUUAAAUACGGAGUAAAUAGACCUACCAGAGUACCAUGGUUUACUUUAGAUAAUUCAAAUAUUGAUGAUAAAGAUAUUUUACAUAUAUGUGGUGGUGGAUUUUCGUUUCAGAUAUUAACACGUUCUGGAAAGAUAUUUUCCACGGGUGCUACUUUUACAGGUGGGCAUAAAGGGCCAGGUCCAAAAGAUGAUCAAUUAGAUUAUAAUCCUUUUAGAGAAGCUAUUCGCACAUUACAAAAUUCAUACCCAAGAGUGUCCAUAGGGGACACGACUAUCUUUUCUAACCCUAUUAGUACAACCGGUGUUCAUCAUGGCCCAACCCCUAUACCGUAUCCACAUUCCAUAGAAAGACAUGAUAUUGCUACUACACAUACUACUACUAACCCUACAACGAUACAUUCUACCAACACUAUACCAAGACCACAUGGAAAUAUAUAUAGAGAAAUAGAAGAGUUAGAGGAAAAAGCUACUCAACAAAUUCCUGGGAAUAACCAUAUAUCACGUAUGUUCACAAGAAAUUCUUUUGCAAUUUAUUCAGGAGUAGACAACGAUUUUCAUAUAGAUGAAGAGAAAUAUGGUAAAUUAAAAUUUAUUGCAUUAACUUCAGGUAGAAGUCAUUUUCUAGGAUUAACCUCAACAAAUGAAAUCUAUUCAUGGGAUAAUAAUGAAUCUAAUCAUGGUAUUAAAAUUGAAUUUGAUGGGCUCCCAUUAAACAAGGAUCACCCAGUUCUUAAGAUUGCAUCGGGCUGGGAUUUUAAUUGUGCCUAUAUUUACAAAAUCGGCCUUGUAUGUUGGAAAUAUCGUUCUGCAUUACAAAAAGGUGAUCUGUCAGCAAAUGCACAUUAUAAAAUAGUUCCUGGGACAGACUCCAUUCAGGGUGAUAGAAAACUUGUAGAUUUUACUUGUGUGGAGGAUAAUAUAAUAUAUUACGUUGAUAAUGAGGGAUUAACGUUAUGGAAGUAUGAUAAUGGACUGAUCACUUCUAUCGAAGUACCUAAUAUCAAAGAUAAAUUGCUGAAAUGUAAAUCAUGCUUUUCUAAAUUGAUCCUUUUCACAAAGGAUAAAUGUUACUCCAUUGAUAUGAAUCAUGGUAUGCUAGAUUUGACUACUUUGAAACAACUGAUACUAGAUGAUGCAGAGGAUCAUAUAAUAUCUUUAGCUGCUGGUGACUAUCAUGUAUUAGCUUUAACAGAGAAGGGGAAUAUAUAUUCAUGGGGCCUUGAGAGCCAAUUCAGUGGCUGUCUUGGUUUAGGGAAACCAGAAGAUAUUGUCAAUAAUCAACAGAUUGGUAGUUGGGAUAGUCCGAGAAAUGUUCGCGUAGUUAAACCUGUUAAAGUUCCACUUCCAGAAGGAAAAUACUGUGUAUCUAUUGCAGCUGGGGGAUGGCAAAGUGCGGCAUUAUUAGUGUCAAAGUAA
This is a messenger RNA of Arxiozyma heterogenica, 1845 nucleotides long. It is a transcript of the gene SAF1, whose product is annotated as SCF ubiquitin ligase complex subunit SAF1. Gene Ontology annotation, molecular function: guanyl-nucleotide exchange factor activity; protein binding. The record is from RefSeq and is a predicted model, not a curated record. NCBI's taxonomy places the organism in Eukaryota, Fungi, Ascomycota, Saccharomycetes, Saccharomycetales, Saccharomycetaceae. The transcript has a single exon. The coding region runs from base 1 to 1845 and encodes 614 amino acids. Gene Ontology annotation, cellular component: cytoplasm.